Penicillium daleae is the source of this 1023-nucleotide messenger RNA. RefSeq lists its product as uncharacterized. NCBI's taxonomy places the organism in Eukaryota, Fungi, Ascomycota, Eurotiomycetes, Eurotiales, Aspergillaceae. The transcript is spliced from 2 exons. The record is from RefSeq and is a predicted model, not a curated record. The coding region runs from base 1 to 1023 and encodes 340 amino acids.
AUGCUAGGCUUUCUCAAAAAGGCUUUGGAGAGCAAGGUGUAUGGGUUGGACCACGCAGUGCUCAACGUCCAGCUUCCGCCUCAGUCUAUGUGGAUGAACAUGGGCUACUGGAAGGAUACCCAAAGCUUUCCAGAGGCCUGUAAAGCUUUACUUGACCAGGUUUUGCAGGCUGGUCUCGCUGCGGAGAGGGCCCAGUCAGUGCGAGUUUUGGAUGUCGGAUGUGGGUGUGGUGACCAAUCGGUCCAUAUUGCAUCCCUUAGAAAAGACGCUUUUUUUACUACUACGACCGCAGCCUCUCAAUAUGGGUUCAGUACUUCUGUUGAAGCUUCUGAGGCUACCUUACGACGACAGAGCAAUGGGGAUGAUUCGUCCAAACCUCUUUUCGAUACCUACGUAGGCAUUACCCUACUACCUUCGCAGGCGCAGGUUGCCCAACAGCGAAUGUGCUUGCACCAAGAGCAGAAUAACGAUGGAGAUCGUGUUUCCGCGGAAAUUUUCUGCGCCGAUGGAGCCGACCCCUCGAGUUGGACUGGCGAACUGCAUAAUUCCAUUUCUAGUCUGGUUGAUACCUCGCUUGACCCGAACACAUCAACAUGGCUACUGGCUCUCGAUACGAUGUAUCACUUCAAACCUUCUCGUCUUCCAAUCCUUCACUAUGCACACAAUACCCUCCAUGCAUCCUUCAUGGCCUUUGAUCUCCUCCUCGCUGAUAAUGCAUCCUGGUGGCAACGUCUCAAAAUGAAACUGAUCUGCUGGGUUACUGGGUCGCCUUUCACGAACUUCCUCACUCGGGAGGAGUAUGUCCGUCUCUUGGUGGCAGCUGGGUAUGAUCCUUCGCGUAUUGAGAUUAAGGACAUCUCUCGACAUGUCUUUCCUGGUAUAACGGACUUUUUGGAUCGAAGGCUACAAGAGGGACAGCUAUACGGAAUAAAGUUGGGCAAGUUCCGUGGAGCUAAAUCCGUGUUUGGGUGGUGGGCCAAAAGUGGUAUUGUCAGAGGUGUGGUGGUUGUUGCGAGGAGGUGA